Messenger RNA from Trichoderma harzianum CBS 226.95, 2223 nucleotides. RefSeq lists its product as hypothetical. The record is from RefSeq and is a predicted model, not a curated record. Bases 1 to 2223 code for a protein of 740 amino acids. Gene Ontology annotation, cellular component: cytoplasm. Gene Ontology annotation, biological process: post-transcriptional regulation of gene expression. Gene Ontology annotation, molecular function: mRNA binding. The transcript has 3 exons. Lineage: Eukaryota; Fungi; Ascomycota; Sordariomycetes; Hypocreales; Hypocreaceae.
AUGCCCGUCACUCGAACAAGGAAUGGAUUUUACGAUCUAAACCUUGAUCAGACCAACACCACACGGUUUUUGUUCGGUGACGACGAGCCCAACCACCUACCUAGGGGACACACUCCUGACGACAGCUUUCCCACGCUUGUUCGUCGUGACGAUCAAAUUCACAGCAUGUCAGCCAUUAAUGGGCUCUCCACCAGCCAGACUGGCGAUGCUGGCAACAUUGGAAGCCGCCCUUCGUCCAUCCGUCAUUCUCUUGAUCUUAAGUAUAUCUCGGAAAGCUCGAAUGAGACCUCUGGUGGUUCCCAGGCGAUCCACGCGCCCCCCAAACUCCAGAGUUCUUAUUCUGCCAACGAUAUACCUACGGUCAAGAACCCUGCUGGUUCUUCUCUCCUGAACGGCAGUGCCAAUAACCACGCUCAGCAGCACUUCCAUAACCACAAUGCCAGCAUCGGUCGCAUUCCCGCUGGAGCAAUGCCAAUCCGUCAUGCUCGCGAGCUGUCCAACGACAAUGGUAUCAACGCCAACCGUGAGCAGGCUGGUGUGUUUCCAUCCAUCAACUCAGCCCUCCAAGCAAGUGCUGCUCCAUUCGGACCAACCAUGGCCACUGCGGCUCCUCAUACUGCAACGCCGCACGCCACUGCACCUGCAACUUCCUCUGGCGGUGGCUUCUACCAGCCAAAUGGUUACACCUCUCCGAGCACUACCUCUCCACCUUCGUAUGGGGCUCACUCGCUCUCCACUGGGAUGCAGCAGAUGAACCUCAACGGCACUGGCAAUGGCAAUGGCAAUGGCUACUCUCCUCAGAGCUACUCUCCCUACGGCAACGUGCCAUAUCCUCAGAAUGGUCAACCUCGUGAUAGUCAGGCUCGUGUCAUCCAACAUCGUCGACAACUUGACAAUGAAGCGAUGUCUCGGUAUCAGAACAUGCCGCUUGAGUCGUUCCGAGGCCAGAUUUACGAGCUGUGCAAGGACCAGCACGGCUGCCGCUAUCUCCAAAAGAAGCUGGAGGAACGCGAAGGCGAUCAAGUUCACAUGAUUUGGCUCGAGACCAAUCAGCAUGUCAUCGAGCUCAUGACGGAUCCGUUUGGUAAUUAUUUGUGCCAAAAGCUCCUCGAGUUUUGCAAUGACGACGAAAGAACUGUCUUGAUCCAGAACGCAUCCAAAGACAUGGUGCGCAUCGCUCUCAACCAGCAUGGAACAAGGGCCUUGCAGAAGAUGAUUGAGUAUGUUAGUACUCCUCAGCAGGUUCAUCUCAUCAUCGAAGCUCUCCGCUUCCGAGUUGUGGAACUCAUCCAAGAUCUCAACGGCAACCACGUCAUUCAGAAGUGCCUUAACAAGCUCACCGCUUCUGACGCGCAGUUCAUCUUUGAUGCCGUCGGCAACAACUGUGUCGAGGUUGGAACUCAUCGACAUGGCUGCUGUGUGCUGCAGCGCUGCAUCGAUCACGCAACUGGCCAGCAGAAGCUAUGGCUGAUUCAGCGCAUCACUGAGCAUGCACGUAUCCUGGUGCAAGAUCCGUUUGGAAACUAUGUUGUCCAGUACAUCAUCGACCUGAACGAGCCAACAUUCACCGAGCCCAUUGUUGCAACGUUCCAAGGCUGUAUCAGCCAGCUCUCCCGGCACAAAUUCAGCUCCAAUGUUAUUGAGAAGUGCUUGCGCUGCGCUCAACCUGCUUCCAAGGACAUGAUUGUCGAGGAGAUACUCAACGAGAUGGAACGAUUCCUCCGUGAUUCGUUUGCCAACUACGUUAUCCAGACGGCUCUUGACUUUUCUACUCCUCAUCAAAAAUAUCGCCUUGUCGAGGCCAUUCGUCCAGUCCUUCCACAGGUUCGCACAACUCCUUAUGGACGCCGUAUCCAAGCCAAAAUCGCCGCCUACGAUAACCGCGGAAGUGCUGCCUCAAGCGGACAAGUCACGCCUGCCGACAACACACAAGGGCAGAUCCCGCUACGACCAAGCCACAACCGAGGUCUCUCUGGCACUCCUGUGCUGCCUACGAACGGCAACAAUACCAAUGGAGCAACGCCUAGUGUUGGAAGCCAAGGCAUACGCCAGCAGGCACCUCCUCCUUUCACUAGCAGCGUCUCGAUGCCGACAACUUCUUCAACAGCUAGCUCGGGCGGCCCUGUCCAGCCUCCCCAGUUUAACCAAAUGAUGUCUGGCAGCUAUAGCCAGGGACAUUCCUCCAACACGUCGGUGGAUGCCGGCGAGGCACGCUGGGUGUAA